AUGAAAAAUUUUCGCAAGACUUCCCAGCUGAUAUCUUUCUACAAAUCAGCCAAUCAGAUGAGUUUCAGAAAGAGGUCAGACUGUUCCAAAGAGGCACUAAUGGUCUCAGUUCCACAUGUUUACGUGGAUGGCGCGAAGUGGCUCGAAUUCACUGACCGGAAGUUCCAUGUUUCUAACCCGACCUCAGCAUCUCGACUUCCCCUGUCUGAACUUAGGCAACCUCGGAGUAUCCCCGCUCUCGAGUUUCCUUCGGAUGGCAUGGUAGCUAGGCACCGAAAGGAUGUCACAGCUGAACGAUUACGUUUAUUUAUCACAUGUUUACGUUUAAUGAUUUGGUGGCUCAUCAGAUGGAUGCAGUUCCCGUCAACCUUACGUUUCACCGUAGAACCAAAUCGGGCAGCUUUCGACAAAGAGACUCAUUUGCGUGUUGCUGAAAACUCCUCGACAGCCCACGAACGGCGCGAAUUCCAUGCAAUUUGGUUUCGAGUAGAACAGAAGGUUGACGGAAACUCAAGGUUAUGCCUACCUUAUGAGCCCCAAGAAGGGCGAAACCGGUCGUGGACUGUCGAGGAGUUUUCAGCAAUCUUAUGA
Opisthorchis viverrini is the source of this 591-nucleotide messenger RNA. RefSeq lists its product as hypothetical. The coding region runs from base 1 to 591 and encodes 196 amino acids. The record is from RefSeq and is a predicted model, not a curated record. The transcript is spliced from 4 exons. Lineage: Eukaryota; Metazoa; Platyhelminthes; Trematoda; Opisthorchiida; Opisthorchiidae.